AUGACUGCUGAAAAGGAGAGUUCUUGCAUCCUAGAGAAUAUUCAGAACAUGGAAGAGAUGAAACACCUUUUUGUAAUUGUCACACUGCUUAACAUCUUCUCCUUGACAUGUGGAAAGAUUUCAGAGUACCAGCUGGAGACCGAGAGUCUGAGUCAAUGUGAACAGCUCAGGGCUGUCAGUUCAGCGAAGGGACAUGAGCACGUCCCCCAGUGCUCUGAGGACGGCUGCUUUAGGCAUGUUCAGUGUAAUCGUGGAGGUGGGGAAUGUUGGUGUGUGAAUGGAGAAGGACUUGAGAUACCUGGGAGUCGGCAAAAUAAAUCCAUGGUUUAUUGUUUAACCACAUGCCAGAUCCAGAGACAGCGGGCAAUGCAAACUGAAGGCAUCACCCUGGUGCCAGUAUGUUUGGACUGAGGUGAGUUCGAGCCAAUGCAGUGUGAUGCAUCCCGUGGCCAGUGCUGGUGCGUGGACCAAGAAGGCAUGGAGAUCUAUGGAACCAGGCAGAACGGAAAGCCCUCAAAGUGUCCUGGUACUUGUGAGGUGAGACAGCGGCGACUCCUUCAUGGUAUCGGCGAAUCAUCUCCCCCUCAGUGUUCAGAUGAUGGGGGCUUCUUACCUGUGCAGUGCAAGUUUGUCAACACCACUGACAGAAUGAUAUUUGACCUGUUACACACCUUUAACAGAGACCCAGAGGUGUUCCAGACCUUCAGUGCUUUCAGAAAGGCCUACCCAGAGCUCUCUAGUUAUUGUUUCUGAGCGGAUAGUCAUGGAAGAGAGAUGCCAAGCACAGGUGUGGAGCUGCUGUUGGAUGAGGUGUACGACACAGCAUUUUCAGACCAGACUGCAGGAAGUACAUUUGCACAGUCAAACAUGUAUCGAAUCCUACAGCGCUGCUACCUUGCCGUCCAGCUGGCUGUGAGCGGGAGAUUUAGAUGUCCAACCCCAUGUGAGAGCCAACGGGCUGCAGCUACUCAGGUUGGCAAUUCUUUUGUACCCUCCUGUACUGAUAACGGAGCAUAUGUGCCAACCCAGUGUCCGUCCGGUGGCCAGUGUUGGUGUGUGGAUGCUGUUGGAAAAGAGAUCUUUGGCACACGCCAGUAUGGAGUACCAAAUUGUAGCACUGGAGUGAAAGACUGCCUGUCUGAGAGGAGACAAGCCCUCUCCAGGCUUUUUUAUGGCCCAGCUGGAGACUUCAGCAAGAGCAACGUGUUCUCUGUUUCCAAAGACACCCUCUCUUUUCUUGGUACUUGCAGUCCUGAAUUCCAGGAGCUUUUGGCCAACUCUGGUCUUCUUCAGUCAUUGCCAGAGCUGGAGCGUCCAAAUGUCAGAGACAUCCUGGCAGAGGUCCUCCAAGGGAUGUUUCCCUCUGGAGAUCUUGCCCUGAAAGCUCUUGCCCCGAAUCCCAAGAGACUCCAGGAGAAUCUCUUUGGAGGAAAAUUCCUAAAGAAUGCUGGCAAUUUCAACUUCACCGGCACUGUUGGAAACAGUGGUACAUUGAGUUUCAGUCAAGUUUUCAGUCAAGUUGGUUUGACGCAAGCUGCGACCGACUUGAUGCAGUUGGCCAAGACCUUUACAGAUGACUCUGCCAGUUUUAAACUAGACCAAGAGAUCUCUGAUACAUUUGGACGUUCGGUGAACCUGAAAAGCAAUAGAGAUAUGAUUAAACUUGUUUCAAUGGCUCUUGAGAAUGAGCAAUUUCUCACUGUUCUUCGAGAAGCAAUCAAACAGUUGAAGGCAGAAGAAAGCACGCAGUUGGGUCAACUGUUUCGUGCCAUUUUCCAGAAAUCAGAUGUUUGCAAGUCUGUGACUUCCACCUCAACUCCAUACAUGCCCCAGUGCACUGAGGAUGGGCGAUACCAGGAAGUUCAAUGUCAGGGCUCAGAGUGUUGGUGUGUGGACUCUCGUGGUCUGGAAAUAACAGGUUCUCGCAUCACUGGGUCCAGACCGAGAUGCUCAUCCCAGUGUGAGAAAGAACAUCAGAUGGCGAUUGCAGUCAAAGCCAGCAGUUCUGCAGGAUCAGAGGUCUUCAUUCCUAAAUGUGGGACUGAUGGUGCUUACGUUGCACAUCAGUGCCUUGGCAAAAGUUGUUUCUGUGUGGACCGUUCUGGAACGAAACUCGGCAUUCAGAGCUCAGGAAGCUCUCUUCAAUGUCCAACAAGCUGCCAGGCAACAGCCACCCAGCAAUUCCUGUCUACAGUGCGCUCUGUUCUCUCUGAUCCAUCUUCAAUAAUCCAGCUUUCUGAAGUGUACAUCCCUCAUUGUGCUUAUGAUGGCAGCUGGCAUCAGAUCCAGUGUGAUGGGCCUCCAGAACAAGCAAUUGAGUUCUACCGUGAGUGGGUUCGGAUCAUAAAUUCCGGACAAGACCUGCCUGUUUCAGAAGCUCUUGGAAUUCUGCAAACCUAUGCAGGAAACUCAGAAGCAAUGGCAUCAUUCAGAACAUUUGUAUCUGAAUUGUUCAAAGCUGGGCACCACCGAGUGUUCCCUGUCCUGGAGAGAUUUGAGAAGAUCUCUGAUAUUCCAUCUGACAUGUUAGAUGGGAACGUCGAGGCCAUUUACGGACCAUCUGUUUUUCUGAACCCAUUAUCUUUAUGGAGACUGAUCAGAGGAGAGGAUUCUGGUUAUCCAGGCCCACUGUCAGAUUUCAGUCUUCCUCUUGGGAGCUUUCACGUACAUCAGUGCUGGUGCGUUAACCCUCAAGGAGACAUGCUAGCAAGUAGCAAGGCUCCUAUUGGACAAAUCCCCAAAUGUCCAGAUCCAUGCUCUAUGGUUCAAAACCGGGUCUCUGAGUUCCUGAAGCAAGCUGAAGAGCUGAUCUCUGCUUCAAACAGCUCGCAUGUGCCUGUGGGUUACGGUUUUCUCCUGGCAGAGAGUGUCUAUUUGAGCCCUGAGGAGCUGGAGCAGACACACUCCUCAAAGAUCCCCAUCACUCAGACUCUGCUGAGGAACCCCAACUUGGCGCUGAGACGACUCGCAGCUCAUUCCACCCUACAUUUCUACUGGCAGAGCAAACUGAUGGCCGAUGACAAAGACAGGCAGAGUUUAAUGCUGGGAUACCAACCCUACAUCCCACAGUGUGACGCUUAUGACCAGUGGCUACCCAAUCAGUGCUACCAAAGCACAGGUCAGUGUUGGUGUGUUGAUGAGGAGGGAAGAUACAUCACAGGCUCUCUGAUGUCUCGUUCUGCACCCUCUCAGCAGUGCCAAACUAAAUGCCAAAGGCUACAAAGUCACUUCCUGCUCUCUGAUUGGACACAAACAAGCUCUAAUAUCACUUACACGUACAGCCCAUCAUGUGAGGAGGACGGCGAGUUUUCGGUACUCCAGAAGCCCGGUUUAGGCCAUUCACAGGGAUUGUGUGUGAGUCCAAUAACUGGACAAGUCAUCCAACCUGCCAUCACCAGUCUUUCUGGAGAACCGCAGUGUCCAGGUUGGUGUUCUCUACAGAAGACUCUGGCAUUGCAGAGAGAGAUCGGUGUGGGCUAUGAGCCUCAGUGUGUGCAGGACGGGCAGAGAUUCUCACCCCUGCAGUGUGACCUGUCCUACUGUUGGUGUGUUUCUCAAAGCGGAAAGGAACUGCCAGCGACACGCACCCUCCGCAGCACAGGACAAACCCCAGCCUGCGACAUUCCUGAGUGUCCUCUUCCAUUUGGAGAUGUUUCCCAUGGUGCUGUUCUGUGUAGCACUGCGAAUGUUGCGGGUCAGCAGACGCAGUGCUGUAAGCUGUUCUGUGACCAAGGUUAUGUCAACACCCUUGUCGCCAGCUUCCUGUGUGAUCCCCAGGCCAAAAACUGGCUUGAUGAUGCUCCACUAUCCUACGCCUGUCAAAAGCCUCAGGUUUUACAGAUAGUGCAGGUGUCCUUACAGCUGAAGCUGUCCCUGGCUGAGGGUCAACAGAGUUGCAGCACCCAAAAUGUUCAGCUACAGGCUGCUUUACUGCGAGACAUGAGAGCUACAGGCCUCUGCAGCCUACAGCUGACCUUAUCUGGCCAGACCAGCUCUGUUGCAGUCUGUGAAGACUCAUCUGUGUCUCUUGAGUGUUUGAAUGACAAGGAAGUCACUGCACGCAUCACCUUUAGGGCCAGACUCUCCGACCUGCCAAUAACAUCUCUCCCUGAUCUCCAUGACAUUGAUAUGGCACUUAGCGAGGAGAGGAUGUUAAAGGGCGUGAGGGAAUUAAUCCAAAGUGGGUCAUACCAGUCCAUCUUCCUCUAUGACGGUUCUCUCGCUCUUUCUAUUCCUCCCUCAUUUAGCUGCAUGGAUGGCUAUAAGCAGCUCCCACAAUCCACUGGGUGUGUAGUGUGUCCAGCUGGUUCUUUUUCUAGUGGUGGUGCGUGUACUCCGUGUCUGCGUGAUACUUUUCAAGCGGAAGAAGUGCAGGUCUUGUGUUCUCCCUGCCCCUUGGGAACAUCCACUGUGGCCCAGGGAGCCUUUAGUGCUUCUCAUUGUCUUACUGAGUGCCAGCAGAGUAAACUGAGUUGUACAAAAAAAGGUGAAUUCCUGUCAGCCCAGAAGGACCCCAUGUCUGGCAGAUGGUUGUGUGUCUCUCCACAGGGGGAGCAACUUUCUUGGACAUCUUCUGAUGCUCCAGUGACAGUUGAAGAGUGCAAAGAAAAAAAGUCUUGCGGUAUUUUGGCAUUACAGAGCAAGGGGUUUCUGGGAAAUGAUGGUGCUGAGACGUUCCAGACUCUCAACUGUGUUCUGAAAAUAAAAGGAGAUGAUCCCAAUCUGAUGGUGCUGAGAAAGAAAGGUCAUGAAUUCAGCACAGCAGGCCCGAAGAGUUUUGAGAGGCUGAGUUUCCGAAAGACCGGUUCUGGAGUGUAUCGGAUGCUUGUGUUUGAUGCACGUGGAUCCACUCUGGCAGACGUCCAUCGCUUCUGCGUCAACUCUUGCAGUCGUGAGAACUGCUGUGAUGGAUUCAUCCUUAACCAGAAUGUCCUCGAUGGAGGCUCUAUCAUGUGUGGGCUCAUGAGCGCUCCUUCAGUGCUGCAGUGCAGUGAGGCAGACUGGGACGUGGGGGGUGUGGCCUCCUCCAGCCGCAUCUGUGGUGCUGGUGUCCAAUACAGCAAACAACUGAAACGUUUCGCUUUCAACUUUGGUGGACAGGACUUCACCAUCACUGAUGCAGCCUUACCGGCAUCCAGCAAAAAUAAAACUGGCUACCAGGAAACUCUCAUCAGCUUCCAACGCAUCUACCUCUGGAAAGAGUCUGAUAUGAACACACGUCCAAAAACCCCCUCUGCUUGCAGUGGAUCAGCUGUUGUAGAAGAUUCCAAAUUUGCUCUUUCUGACUCCGUAAAGGAGACCAACGGUGAUGUUAAAGUCGACCAAGAGAGGCAACUUCCCAGUCAGCUUUACUGGAUCUUUAAACACCAAUACACUUUCCAGGAGGCACAGCUGUAGUGUCUGAAACGCUGCGAAGAAGAAGAAUUCUGUCAUGUGUCUGAUAUUCGUGAUGAAGGCCCUCUGUAUUUUGCAUGUGUAUUGUAUCCUGACACGCGUGUAUGUGGGGCAUAUGACAAACCCCUCAGGCAGGCAUGCAGUUUAGUGAUGACACAGAGUCUUCAGACUGCAUACCAGAAGAAAGUUUCUCUGUCUGGAAGUGUGAAGAGCUUUUACAGCCGUGUUACUUUUAAGAAGAUGGUGUCCUACUCUGUACGCAGUCGAGUCAGUCUGUCCAGUAAAUCUAUCACAGAAGGGUUUUUUGAGUGUGAGAGGCGAUGUGAUGAAGAUUCAUGCUGCCGUGGCAUAGGAUAUGUUCAAGAUUCAGGAGUACCUGGAUCAGAUGUGUUGUGUCUAACUCUGAAUAGUCUGGGUAUCCAGACGUGUGGUGAGAAUGACAGCACUAACUGGAGGAUUCAGGACUGCUUCCCAUCCAAAGUGCAGACUGAAGCCUAUCCCUCCGGCUGGUAUGAAAAGCCGGUUAACCAAUGGAUAAAGAAUCCAGAAUGUCCACCAUUUAGUCUCCGCUCUCCAUCAAAGAAUGCUGAUUUGAAGAACUGGAAGCAGUUGGAUGCCGCCUCUGUCAAGGUGGAUUCGUCUGUUUCAGCUUUUGACAUUGUCCACAUAAGCAGCGAUAUAGCAGAGGAUCUGGAUAAAGUCAGAGAGUGGUGUCUGUCUGCUUGUGCGGAAAGUGAGUCCUGUUCAGCUGUGUCCAUCGAUAGCAGAGAGUCAGCCAUGAGAUGUGUGAUGUGUCCAGACACACACACCUGCCUUCCUACGACCAGCGGACCAUGCUGCUUCCUAGUCAUCAAAGAGCCUGCUCAAUCUGUUUACAUCAGGACAGGUAUACAGCCAGACUUGACUUCUGUUUCCAUCCCUGAUCACGGCACACUUCUCGGGGAGAGUGAGGUGAAACCCAUAACUGGCUCAGAUAGCAAGCGUGUGACCUACUUCCUGGGUGUCCCUUAUGCUCAUCCACCAAUCGGAGAGCUCCGUUUCAGCCCUCCACAGCCAGCUGACUGGACUAGUACCUGGAAUGCCACGUUUUCUGAAUCCAGCUGUCUUCAGCCUGGCGAUCCCACUGACUCCACCUCCAGCAAAGACUGUCUGUACCUCAAUGUAUUUGUUGCUAGUAGUGUGGGAAAGAAUGCUCCGGUUCUGGUGUUCUUCCACAACUCUGGAUCGGGUCUCUUAGAUGGCUCUUACCUCGCUGCUGUUGGCAACAUAAUAGUAGUGACAGCCAGUUUCAAGGUGGCUGCUUUCGGUUUCCUAAGUGUAGGUUCCAGUGCUCUGCCGGGGAAUUAUGGGUUGCAGGACCAGGCAGCUGCUCUGGAUUGGGUUCAGAAGAACAUUGCUCUGUUUGGAGGAGACCCCACUAAAGUCACAGUAGGAGCAGAGAGAAACGGAGCCGACAUUGCGAGUCUUCAUCUCACCUCACCGUCAGCUUCAUCACUUUUCCACCGUGCUUUAUUAAUGGGUGGAUCGGUGUUUUCUCCAGCUGUUGUAAUGAGUACAUCUAAAGCCCAGGCGCAAACUGCAUCUCUGGCUAGGGAACUUGGCUGCUUGGCCUCUAAUACUUCACAGCUGCUGACCUGCCUAAGGAGUAAACCGGCUCAGAGCAUCAACGCUGCCCAGACCAAGUUGUUAGCAGUGAGUGGUCCUCUGCAGGCCUGGUCACCGGUGGUUGAUGGAACUGUAGUUCAGGAAAAGCCUUCAGUGGCCCUUCGGUCCGGACGCUUCCACAAAGUUGAAUUACUUCUGGGGUCAUCCAUUGAAGACGGCCUCAUCAGCAGAGCCAAGAACAUUAAGAAUUUCGAGCAGCUUCAGGGAAGGACUGACAGCAAGACAGCAUUUUACGCAGCCCUGUCUAACUCUUUGGGUGGAGAUGAUGCUAAUGCUUUCGUGAAGGAGGCCGCGACCUGGUUCUACUCUUUACAGCACUCCCCCACACCCUCAGGAUGCAAUGUGUUCUCUCGCGCACUGGAAAAUGCUACAAGAGAUCUCUUCAUCAUCUGUCCAGCUGUGGACAUGGCUGAAUUCUGGGCAGCCGACACACGAUCCAGUGUUCACAUGUACCACCUUCCUGAGGACGCUGCGUACAACAGUGUUGUCCUGUCAGCUCCGAUGGAUGUGCAGUACCUCUUUGGAGUUCCUCUUGCCUCAGAAACACGUGACCUCUUCAGCACCAAAGAGAGAACACUUACCUUGCAGAUCAUGAACUACAUGGCAAACUUCCUAAAGUCUGGCAACCCCAACCUGCCUCUUGCAGCAUCUAGGACGUCCUUCAGUAAGUUCUUACCCCCAUGGCCUCAGUUCAUGCCUCACCCGGGUGGACGGGGCUAUAAGGAACUGUCCUUUACUCUCAAUAACCGCAAGAACCUCCAGAGUCCUCAGUGUUCCUUCUGGUCUCAAUAUGUGCCAGCUCUGAUCACCUCUACCGCCAAAUUCUCCUGUGAGACAUCAGUGGGAGAUUCUGGAGGUAUUCAAAGUCCAACCCAAGAGCCAAAGUCAAUCCCAGACCCCAGCUUCUCUCGGACUCCAAGCAAACCUAAAUCUGAGAAAGAUGCUUACAAUUAG
Sinocyclocheilus anshuiensis is the source of this 8013-nucleotide messenger RNA. Its product is annotated as thyroglobulin-like. The record is from RefSeq and is a predicted model, not a curated record. Lineage: Eukaryota; Metazoa; Chordata; Actinopteri; Cypriniformes; Cyprinidae. Gene Ontology annotation, biological process: thyroid hormone generation.